AUGCUGAGCAUGACUCAAACGGCUAGGAACACCGAGCGUCACGCUAUGUCUUGGGCUUCUACACGCCUCAGGGAACAGAGAAUCACCUUCAUCAGUGCUGGAGAUCUGAAGCAAGAAGAUAUAGUCGCAGUCGCGAAGGACAAAGAACAAACGCAGAAGGAAGCAGCAUCUGAAGAACCCUCGGACAAGCAAGCGCAACAUAAGGAGGCUGAACCACAUGCAUCAGGGAAAGAGCAGUCAGAUAAUCACAAGAAGAGUACAGUCGAGUUGAGCGGACAAGAGCCCCGUACAAGGAAAGACUCAGUUUCGUCGCAGUCCUCCGAAGAGAUCCUUUUCGCCGGUCGACACAACCCCCCAGCAAAGAUUGUCAAGAAUGCGGCCGCUUCUAGCUCAGAGCCUACAAUUCCUCCUGAACCCAAUUUUGUUGAGACAGAACCUCCACCUGAAUGUUCUCCCGCACCGGUGGGUGUCACCACUCGCGAUUCCAGCUCAUCUGGUUUGGACAAGUUCAACAACAUUUUGCCUCCGCCCCGGAACAAAGCCUUCGACCGACGUGGUCGUCUUCGGGGCCGACCAGAAAGCUCUCAAAGAAGAGAGGAGGAAGAAGCCCUCAUUAAUGAUUACAUUGCCAAUUUAGCGGUUGACGACGACAGCGAUGAAGACGCGAUUCUCGAAAGCAAGCACUCAGUAAAGACUGGAAAGAGAACUGAACAUUUCCGUUUCUUUGAUGGCGCUACUGAGCAAAAGGUCCACCUGCGGCCCCAAAGAACAAGCAAACCUGCGAAAGGAUCUAACGACGUCAACCAAGCGAUCGAUUGGAAUUCGAGUGAUCUGCAAGAUUUUGAUGACUUUAGCACUACAGACGAGGAAAUUGUCGAGGUCAGCCAUGUUCUACGAUAUCGCACCCGUCCAAGUGGUCCACAGUAUCUCGUCAGCCCGCUUGGCAAAGACUCCAGUGAUCCUCGCUGGGUUCCUCACGGAAAGCUGAACUCAGCCUCUGCUGUCGACGAAAUCCGCAUCUUUGAGGAAAUCCAGGCCAUGAAAAUCCCAGAGAUCACAGGAGACUCCGCCGAUUCCGAGUCGUCAGACGCCGACGAGCUUUUGGAUGAUCUUGAUGACGAUAUAGAAUCCGAGAACGAGGAAAAUGAUCGCAUACUCGAGCGUGCCGCGCGGAUGACUGAUGAGCAGAUCGCUCGAGCGCUAGCAAAACAGGAAGAGCUGGGAAUGGGUGGCGACGAGCUGCUCUUGUUCGAUGGACAAGUUGAGGAAGACGACGAGGUCAAUGAUGAUGACGACGAUGAUGAUGUUGACGACGUCGACGAUGAAUUUGCAGCCGGCGAUGGGUUCAUUCCGUUUUCCACGAAGAAGCAUAUUUCCAGCCGCGUCAAAUCAAAGAAAAAUAGACGCGAGCGUGACACUUUCCCAUCUGCAACAGCUUUCGCUGAUGCCCUUGACCAGGAUCCAUAUGGUGCGUUCGACAUCAUGGAUUUUGACCGACCUAGUCUCCGACCUAAGAAGAAGGGACGCAAGUCGGACUUACCUUUCGACCUCGGCGUCGAGGAUGAGGAACUUGCCGAGCGCCUACGCAGUACCUGGAACAAAGACCGGGAAAAGAAGGCGAGCCGCAAGCGCGAGAAACUACUUGAGCGCGAGGCCGCUCUUCUGGAAGCGUCCGAACGCAAUCAUCCUGUCGCUAUCAAGGCAGAAAUCCGACAGUUUCUCAUCGAGGAAGUCACGACGCUGAAACUGGCCCCAAUGGAUUCAGCAACUCGGGCUUCUGUCCACCGGCUUGCCAAGUCGCUCAAGCUGCAAUCGAAGUCUGAGGGCAAGGAUGGCCACGGCAUAGGACGUUACCCUGUUCUGACCAAGGGCCCACAUACUCCGAGAUUCACGAUCGACACAGUUUGGGAGAUCGACGCAUUGAUGAGCCAGAGAAAGUUCUUCCCGAGGCAACGAAUGAGUGCUUACAAGUCUCGUCCUACUGCAACAGCUGGUUCCGCAAGAGCUAGGAGAGGGGGCGGUGGAGCCGCGUCUGGCGCAACGUACAUGAAUGGGGACGUGGUCGGUGCUUCCGCCCCAGAGAUCGGCGCAGACAACAAAGGUCGGAGGUUGCUGGAAAAAAUGGGCUGGACAGAAGGCGUCGGACUAGGUGCUGUUGGGAACAAAGGCAGCCUGGAGGCCAUCAAGCAUGUCGUAAAGACCACAAGGGCUGGAUUAGGUUAA
Fonsecaea multimorphosa CBS 102226 is the source of this 2223-nucleotide messenger RNA. RefSeq lists its product as uncharacterized. The coding region runs from base 1 to 2223 and encodes 740 amino acids. The record is from RefSeq and is a predicted model, not a curated record. Gene Ontology annotation, molecular function: nucleic acid binding. The transcript has a single exon. NCBI's taxonomy places the organism in Eukaryota, Fungi, Ascomycota, Eurotiomycetes, Chaetothyriales, Herpotrichiellaceae.